AACUUAGUAUGGACAAACCUAUUUGGGUGGAUGGAUGACAUUGAUUUGAUUUGGAAACCCUGAAAUCCCCAUAGUUCCUGGAAAAUUCCCCUCUGAUGAACUGCUUCUCCCAAUUCUCUACCUACACUCGCGCCAUUUUCAGAACCACCAAUCUUGCUUUUGCAGCUUCCACCUCCAUUCAUGGCUGCCGCUUUAAUCUCUACUGGACCUCGAGCUUUCACAGCGUCACUCUUAAACCUACUCCUUUAGACUCCUUGUGUUCCAGAUUUUGUCUACGUUGCUACUCCUCUCGAAAACUCCGCAAGGGCGCUUCUCCUUCUCCCAACUUAGAUUCUAAACCUCCCAUGGAACCAGACAUGGGCGACUUCUUUGUCGUUCGGAAGGGGGACGUUGUUGGAGUCUAUAAAAGUUUUACUGACUGUCAGGCGCAAAUUGGAUCUUCGAUAUGCGAUCUUCCUGUUAGCGUGUAUAAGGGACACUCAUUGCCGAAAGACACAGGGGAAUAUCUUUCUUCCGUCGGGCUUAAGAAUGCUCUGUACACUAUUAAAGCUGCAGAUAUGAGACCUGAUCUUUUCAGUUCGCUCGUUCCUUGCACUUUUCAUGAUGAAGCUACUACUCUUAAAGGUGAGGCUUCUGGCCAGGAUGCCAUAAAGAAGAGAUCAAGAGAGACCAUUGUAUCAGAAAAUAUUGGGUCAACUGUUUUAACUCCUACUUCAAAAGAUCCCUUGAGGAAACAUGUCAAGUUGGAAGAUUCCGUUGUGUCCCAAGCACCCUCUAACCAUGAAUCUUGCUUUCUAGAAUUCGAUGGUGCCUCAAAGGGAAACCCUGGGCAAGCUGGUGCAGGAGCUGUUCUACGAGCUCAUGAUGGGAGUGUGAUAUGUAGACUGCGUGAAGGCCUAGGUAUAGCAACCAAUAAUGUUGCUGAAUAUCGAGCAAUUCUUUUAGGGUUGAAGUAUGCACUUGAGAAAGGGUUUACUAGGAUCCAUGUCCAAGGCGACUCCAAACUUGUCUGUAUGCAGGUUCAAGGAUUAUGGAAGGUAAAAAAUGAGAAUAUCGCUGAGUUAUGUAAUGAAGUUAUGAAGCUGAAGGAUAAAUUUCUCUCCUUCGAGAUCAGUCAUGUACUAAGGAAUCUAAACUCUGAAGCCGAUGCUCAAGCAAACUUGGCUGUCACUCUACCAGACGGCGAAGCCCAAGAAUUUGAAGAAUAAUAGUUAGAAUGCACGGCAGGAUACAUCUUACAGCAUAGAAUUAUUUUCUGAGGAAUGCAUUUAUAGUCCAAUGCUUUGUAUGCUACUAUUCUUUUCCCAAGGUUGACACGAUCUUUGGGCAUUGUUUCGGUUGCUCGCUUAUGCUUCAUGGCCCUGACUUAGCGAACUGAAGUUCUAGUGGCAAUGGACUGGACAGUGCACAAGUGCGUUUGUCCUGCAUAUAUGAGAUAAGAGUCCUAGUUCAAUUUAUAACUGGAAUGUUGCAUUUAUUUUCUUAUUCGUGUUACCAGUUGAUUAGGCAAUGAUGCAGACUAUAAUCGAGAAUUAAAGAACACAAAUUUUGGAUUGUUCAAUGAAGAUCUUUGAGAAAGACGUUUUUUUUUUUCUGCUUCAGCCAUCGAGGAUUGUCAAACUUUGUAGCUUUUUCUCUUGUUUAAGUCUCGAUUAGAUCUUCUAUUC
Molecule: messenger RNA, 1667 nt
Organism: Cucurbita moschata (crookneck pumpkin)
Lineage: Eukaryota; Viridiplantae; Streptophyta; Magnoliopsida; Cucurbitales; Cucurbitaceae
Exons: 9
Coding region: 96-1208 (370 amino acids)
Molecular function (GO): nucleic acid binding; RNA-DNA hybrid ribonuclease activity
Source: RefSeq, a predicted model, not a curated record